Molecule: messenger RNA, 2105 nt
Organism: Myzus persicae (green peach aphid)
Lineage: Eukaryota; Metazoa; Arthropoda; Insecta; Hemiptera; Aphididae
Gene: TP53INP
Product: titin
Exons: 5
Coding region: 400-1992 (530 amino acids)
Biological process (GO): autophagosome assembly; positive regulation of DNA-templated transcription
Cellular component (GO): nucleus; autophagosome
Source: RefSeq, a predicted model, not a curated record
ACCAAGAGGAGAACCCGAUCAGCUGGCUUUCAUCUGUCUCUCGCUCUGGUUGUCGGUCCGUUUUCAUUUUUUGUUUUCGUUUUUGUAUUAUUGUUUUUAAAUAUAUACAUACAUAUAUUUUUUAUUUUUAUUUUAAUUGUUUUUAAUCGUAAUAAUAUAUUAUUAUAUCACACUCAUAAUAUAUAUAUACAAUUAUAUAUAGAUAUAUUAAUUUAUUAAUUUCUUGUACAGUAUAAUAAAACGUUAGUCUUAAUUUUUAUCGUAUUAACAGUUUACGAAGAUCUCUUGUAAAUAUAAAAACAUUUAUAUUCUACUGCUAUCUGCCAUAGUAUAAAAGUUCCUGACUGACCACAACUAUUCGUGCCACAAUUCUACAGAGAUAAAAUAAAGCGAGCCAAAAUGUUUUCUAACUUAUCCAGCUGGUUCUACGGAAGUAACGCUACCGAAAAAAGUGACGAUGUGGUCGUCACUGAUCCCUGCCCAGACUCUUUAAUCGAAGUUGAUGAAAACUUCGAACCCAUCGAAAUUGACGAAUCUGACGACUGGGUUAUCCUUGGAAAAGGUGAAUCCGAGUCGGAUUCUAAAAAGACUGAUGAUGAAGGGUGUGGAGGUGUUGUCGAUCGUCACAGUCGAUCAUCUUCUUCCUGUCAAAAUGAAGAAGGCUGGUUUGUUACUCCUCCUCCUUGCUUCACGUCUAUUGGUCCAGCAGACAUGGAGACGACACCUUUGGAGAAUCUACUCAUUGAACAUCCAAGCAUGUCUGUAUAUCACAGCCCCACUGUGAGUUCAGUAAUGCCUGAGAAAAGAACUCUAGCUUCAAUUGCGAGUAAUAGUGAAUCGUUUGAUGACGAUACACCAAUAGUCUUUGAAGCCGUGAAAUGUAAAGAAAAAUUACCUAAACAUCCCAAGAAGAAGACGUUGAAAAAAUCUGUGCCUCUUGAUGAAUUCAAAAUUGCACCUGAAACAAUUUUAGGCAAUGUACCAAGUGUUUUGUCAUCUCCUGUAGUUGAGAUGAAAAAAGUCGAACGUUCUCAAACAGAAAUGUUUCCAGUAUUGGCUCCAAUUUCUAACCCCAAAGUAUGCUCUCCGCCAGCUAUUCGUAGCUAUAAAGAAGUAGCUGCAUCAUUAAAACGGAGACAACCAAAAAACGACAUGUCUGAAGUAAAACAUGUUAAAAUUGAAUCCAAAGUCGAAGUUGUUGAGGCACCUCAAAUAGUUUUGCCUAUGGAAGAAGAAACACAGACAGCUGUGAAAGUCUUUACUCCUAAAAAAGUCAUGAAAAAAGGCCGCAAACCACCAUGCCCAUUGCCUCAUCUAAUGAAAAAUGAGUCGCAAAAGAUGCCAAAAGAAAUAAUUGUUCCUAAAAUCCGUGCCCAAGAACGGUUGGUCAGGUUGAGUUCCUUUAGCAUCAUACAAUCUGAUGUGCCAAAAAGCUGUAAAACGCCAAAAAGAAAUGCUAUAAAACCAGUCAUUGAAAAGCAACAAAAGUUGAUCAGUAAUUCAACAAUUUGUGUUGAAGCACAAAAACCUGUACCUGUUGUAGAUACUGAAGAAAAAAAGAAAAAGAAGGUACAACAAAAAUCUAUUGUCAAAGAAGUAAAACAUGAGAUAAUAGAGUCUCGUCCGAUUACCCAAACAGCAGUGGUAAGACCGAAAUGUGAUGUAAUUGAAAAGAGGGACCAAAAGUCUCCAGUCAAAAAGGAGAACAUCAUCAUACCAUUGACGACUUCCAUUGCCCUUAAUUCUUUAGUGUCUCGACCUGAAGAAAAUGCUUACAAACACGAGUUGCUUAAAAGAGAGCUGGCUAUGAUAGCUGGCACCAAUAAAGCACAGAAGCUGCAAGCUCACAGAGAAACUCGUAUUUUAAGUCGCAACCAGCUGACACAUAUCAAUCGUGUGAAUAUGAUGUUGAGUGCAAGUAACAAAAGACUGAGGAGGGCCGACAAGAACAUGCGACCGUCUGGUGCUAACAACAAUCGUAAAUGCUGUUAACUCUAAAUAAUAUUUAAAAAAUCAAUUAUACUGGCUUCUAAUAUAAUCAGUUAGUAAAAUUAUAAUAGGUUGAAAUAAUAUUAUUUUAGCUUACAUUGGGUCAAGGGAAAAAA